Messenger RNA from Durusdinium trenchii, 6546 nucleotides. The record is from the annotation of a GenBank genome assembly. NCBI's taxonomy places the organism in Eukaryota, Dinophyceae, Suessiales, Symbiodiniaceae.
AUGGCCAGUGGAGCUGUGAACAGCUCCCUCACUGCAGAGAUUGUGAUUCAAGCCAUAGCUGGUGGUGCGCGUGAGCGCUUAUCAGCUUCAGUUUUGACAGAUUCAGCCACCGGUAGUGCGACAUGGCGAAGCCAAGUGUUUAUGCUGCGAGCUCGGACAAAUGGUUUCAUGGUCAUGCUGCCAUCCGGCCAGGAGAUCAAGGAUGUGUUUCAUGCAUAUGCCGUAGGCCCGGGAGAGGAAGUGGCUGUCGUUUCCACAGUCAACGUUUCGUUCGAAACUGCCAGAGGUCGGUUUCAGGGCGAUGCCGAAGUCCUAAUAGCAGAUUUGCCCUGGUCGUAUCUGCCACUGUUUCGAAAGUUUGGUCGCAGCAACUUGCCUUUGACCAGUUUCCGCUUCGAGACAGCCGUCGGAAGACCUAUUCUGGAAUCAGCUUUGGAUGUUGCGGAACAUUGGGUUAUGAGCAUGCUGGAUGUAGAUACUGCCAACGAGUACCUUUCAGCUGCAGAAGGCGAGGUCGAGGAUGUGCCGCCCGAUGGUGUCUUCGAAGUCGGAAGCCCCAGCAACCCAGUAGAUCCAGAUGCCGAGGACCAGAUCUCUGCCUUGAAGGAUCGAAUUGCUAUGUUGGAAGGCCUAGUGAAAGUUCAGGCUGGCAAAGGACCAGCCGCGGCCCACGAUCGAGGUCAUCAGUCUACUCUGUUCGACCAGUCUGCAAAACGAAAGCAGCUCACAGAAGCAGAGCUCGAUCGACUGCACAAAGCAGUGGGCCCGGCACCUCGCCGUCUUGGGCGAGCCGAAUCGGCCCUUCCACAGGUCGACCGCUCCAGGAACCACAUGGAAGAAGCUUUGAUGGCAGAAGCCGACAGAGGUGUGAUCGACUUAGACACCGAAACACAAGUUUUGGAACAGCAGGUUUUGGCCCAGUUGGCACAGAGCUCGGAUCCUCUUCAGCGAUUGAUGGUUCUGCAGAUGAGACAAACCCAGGACUUAGUGAAAGCUUUAGUUCCAAAAUCUCAGGCAGACCCAAUAGCAGCUAUGCUAAGCGGCUCGGACAACGGAGCCGCCAGCUCCUCAAGCGGCGUCUCUGUCAAAGGUUAUGCCGCGAGGGAGAUGUUCCUUCGCCAGCUGCAAGACGAUCGCAAGCUGGUGGAUCAGGUGAAGAUGAACGCCCGAACAGAAUUGGGCAUCCCACAGGGUCGAGAGGAACCUGCUUUGCUCCGCCAGUUUCUGGAGCAAAGGAUCCCAAUAGGAGAUCACAAGACCAUGGCGCAAUUCGGGUAUAUGCUAGCGUGGGGCUGGGAGAUCGGCGAAACCAGCCAAAAUCACCAACUCAUGGCCUUCUGUGGAAGGAUGAUGAUGUUCGUCGAACAGUCAUGUCUAGAUUCAGGCAGGACGGGGUUGGCUUGGUUGAUGACGGGCCUACCAGAACCCAAUUUCCAGCAACUGGCUCUGAACAAAAAGCGGUCAACGUUGACUCCUUUUGCAAAGUUGGCCCCUCCGACCUGGAUUGCUGCCAAUCUGAGCUAUUUGAAGGACGUGGACAUGUUCGACACCAGACUGCGGCAGCUCGGUGUCGGAAAGUCGCAGAAUCUCCCCAGUGCCGAAGCAGACGCAGAAGAUCGGUCUCAGAAGCCGAAAUUCAAGCCAAGGAAGCCCAAAGGCGGAAAGGGAGCAAAGGGAUCCGAAGCGGUCUCGGGAUACCCAGACCGGCCACCAGCAGAGGCCCAGGCGGGCGAGCCUUGGACCGAUUCCCAAUAUAAAGUGCUAGAGACCUUGCAAGAGCACAUUUCACACUUUUGCGACGUGCCAGCCUUUAGUCCAGCGGACUUAGGACGGUUCGGUGAAAAAUUCGCGGCUUUGGGAAAGUCGCUGCAGGAACUGCCGCAGCACGCGGAUGUGGACCUUAGUGCAUUGCUGCGUGACAUCAAAUUAGGCCGAUCGAAGAGCAAUGUGCAUUUCGGAUCCUCAGAUUUUCUGACUUUGCUGGAUGCCAGCACAUUGAAGCGUCGAUGUGUGAAGCGUAUCUUUGGUUUUGUCACUCUUGGCGUCUAUGGCGGACGGAUAUUUACCAGUCGCUUGUGCAAGCUUAUCAUUCGGGAGCUUCUUCGGAGGCUCCAGUUCACGCCGCCCAGAGAUCCCAAAGAAUCCUUUACGGAUUACGAUGAUGGUGACCUGGAAGUGGAAAGUGACGUUGAGGACCUGGCGCCUACAGAGCUCCCGGAGAACCUGGACACUACAGAGCUCCUGGACCCUAUCGUUGAAGACGAGGAUACAAGUGCUGUGGUUCCCUUUGUCGCUGAGGAACUGCGUGAAGGGCUAGAAGCUGGAAACCAUCCAGAUCCAAAGGAAAACAUAUCCUUCGCACAGUUCCGCCAGAAAGUCUUGGAUAGCCUUUCGACUCCUCGUGCGCCACAGCGCCUUCGAGAUUGCAUGAGCACUCCUUCGAGCAGGAAGAUCUUUGUUGUCAAUGAUGGGCACACGCCCCCUCCAGUAGAACCGAUGAGCAAAAGAGCUUUGAUGGGUGAAAUCAAGGCUGAGAAGGCCAAGAAGCGUUCUGACAAGAAGGCUUCCAAACCUUUGGGGUCAUCUGACUUGGCAGCAAAGGCCCCCAAGCUUGCGGGGCAGUCAGUGAAAAAGAAGGAGAAGCAAACGCGCAAGCCAAACAAUGGGCCAAUGGGCGAGGCUAUGGCCGCCUUUUUCUCGAGAAAAAAGGCCAAAGGCUUUUCAGGACCAGAGAUCCGAGCUUUGUGGAAGACUUCAAAGACCCGGAUGGCUAUCAUAGAGAGUUUGCCAUCCCCAGAGCGGCGGCGGAGAAGGUUGGUGGUCGUGACUUGGCAGCAACGGCGGCAUACCCAUUGGGGCUGGGUUUGCGGGCUUGGUCAUGCAGGUGCAUUGAGGAGGUGCACAUCCAAGACCCGGGCCAGCGAGAGCUUCCUGCCUCCCACUGCCACAGACAGUCAGGUGACAUGCGACUUUGAGGAUGAAGUGAUGACCAUCUAUAGUCAGAUGCAAUCUCUGACGCCGCAGGAGAUGGAGGCUCGCUUGAACAAACUGGGUAAAGACUUGAAGGCUGGUCGUGUAGCCCCACCCAAGCCUGAGAAGCCCAGUGGCUGGAUUGAUCCACGCGCCAAGUCGAAUGACAAUGUCCGCAGGAAGCUACCUUUUUCUGAGGCAGCUGAGUUGCCAGAGCAUACUCCACCAGUGGAAAGACGUGUGAGCUUUCACUGGACUGAGGAACAGUGGGCUGAGUGGGAGGAAAACCUCACAAUGCAGUGGGAACAGGAGGAAGCAGAACGAAUGCAGUGGGAACAGGAGGAAGCAGAACAACGUCAGCGUGAGCUUCAACAGCGGGCAUCACAGAAAGCAAAGAGCAGCGCAAAGCCUGCAGCGCUGGCGAUCAAGGAUGGCAAUGUAGACCUAGACAGCUUGUCGCCAGAGGAAUUGCGAGCUUUGAAAAGUGCACCUUUGCGAAAGAGUGUUGCUGAACGUGAGGACGGCCAGUUGCAACUUGAGGAUUUGCCAUGUGUUCGCUUUGUGAGCUUUCUCCAGACGCUCUCACAGGAGGAGGCUAAGAAAGCGAGACCCAUGAAGCCUGUGGCUGAAACAAAGAAGAAGAAGAAGGAGGCCAUCCAGCUCCUUCUCAAAGAUCUGCCUUGUGUUCGCUUUGUGAAGUUUCUUGAGACGCUGUUGGUGAAGGAGGCUAAUGCAAACAGUUUGGAAGAGCUACACGCUGGUGAACACGGUGCUUCGAGCAGCAAGAGUGGAACAGUUGCUGGAGGUGUGGAGGCACCUGAGCCCAAGAAGAAAAAGAAAGCUGACGCAGGUCUGCCGCCGAAGCUGAUGAACGCCUACUAUGAAGCAGCUGGAAGUCAUACCAAGAAGCGGGAUGUGAAGAUGAUGGCAUACAUGGAGGCUGAUGUUUCUAAGAACUAUGAGACAUACGAGGAGGUGAUGCUCCUGGAUUUGCAAGAGAAAUAUGGUGGGAAUGAGAACCGUGCAGGGACCAAGAUCAGUGGUGGGGGUAGCAUGGAGCAACCAGAGCCGGACACACCUGAUGAUGUGGCGCCUGAAGACUCUGCUAGUGGAGUCCCCGGCAGUUCCAAACCGUCGAGUACUGAAACCGACCACAGGAAGGCCCUGGGGGCAGCGCUCGACCUCAUGAGGCCUUUUCCUAUGUCAGGCCUAGCUGAGAAGAAAGGGCCUAAGGGCAAGGGACGGAAGGGGAAGAAGGGGAGUGAUGAUGAGGGGGAUGGGCCAGGGCCCGAAAGUCCCAGGAAGCCCAAGGAACAAACGCAAGAGGAGAAAGACAAGAAAGAAGUUGACAAAAUCAUCAAGCUUCGAAGUACUGCCAAGAAGGCAAUUGGAGUUGGACAAGAUCUUGCCAAGUAUCCCAACACGGAGGAGUCCCACGAGAAGAUCAAGGAGAAGCACACUUAUCUGUCGGAACUGGCUGCCAAGUAUUGUGCUCCUUCGAAGAUUCCUCGGAAAGACCGGGGCGCUGGUGCUUUGGUGGUGCAGCUUGUUGAGAUGCUGACGUCUGGGAAGGCUUCUAUGAGGGACUUGAAAAAGCUGCUCAUGGCUAUUGGAGAGAUGCCGGAGUCGCCCAUUAUUGAUUUGGUUGAUUGCUUUGAGCAAUCUGGUGGAUGGGGCCUCGAGCGGGCCUUCAGCAAGUGGAUCGCGCGGCAACCGUGCCGGCAGGCUCUUCAGGAGUACUGGGACAUGAACCCAGAUCUUGAAGCUGAACUCCGUGAUCUUUGGCGUGAAGAUCCUGAGGCCCCGGAACACUUCCCAUCUUCAGUGGUUCCAUUUCGCUUGUAUGGAGACGAGGCUCGGGACGAUGGCCUGCUUCUGAUCCAUGGGGCCAGAGCUUCUCCAGUGAAUAUCAUCCUGAGUUUGCACUUCGAGCGGGCCAGCUAUUGGCGGGAUCUUGGCGAGCUGCACUCGACGGGUUUCAAGGUGACCAGGAGCUAUCCCCAUAUUUCCCAAAAGAUUUGCAAAGGUGCGGCCAAUCGCAUGUUAAUCUUUUGGCUCGCUGAGCUCACCUAUGUCUCCGAAGUUUCCCAGUUUGAUUUGAUCACCAAGGCGGGUGAGGCCUUUCGAUUUUCUGCAGACGACUUGUCAGAUUUCUAUUACACUUUCAAGGUGCCAAGGGCCCGUGCUAAGCGGAAUUGCAUCGGUACCAAGGUUUUCCCCUCCGAAGUCAGAAGUUUGUCUUGUUUUGAUCCUGCGGUUGAGGGCCCCUACUACCCAGCCUUGGCAACCCUUGCCAUGGGCGAUGGGCACGCAGUGGAGAUAGCUCAGGGGAGCCAUCAUGCCCUUUUGCAGUUGGAAGGCGGCAGUAUGCUGGAGUCGGAGACUUUAGAAUAUCGCAAGCCCAUCCCAAGAGGUGAUUUCGUUGAACUUUUGGCUAUUGAUGAUCAUAUCGGUGUCCAGCGGCUACCCUUGGAAGAUCUUCCGAAAAGGCCAAGUUUACGGGACACCCGGGUUUUUGAUGCAGCGCAAAAAGCCUAUAAGAAGGUCCUUGGAGUAUUGGCAGCUGGCAUAGGAGGGAUGACCUUGAGCUUGGCAGCCUUAAGCUCUAUGAAGCGGGUUACACCGGGGCAUGUGGGGCUCAUCGAGGAGCGAAAAAAGCACGCCAGCUUUUUGCAGGUGAACAUCCGCUUGAUUCCCGUGAAGAAGCGCUUUAUCAAGGAAUAUCCCACUAAGGCACAGAUCAUUUUGUCAGGCCCACCUUUGGACCGGCAGUUUUUGGCUGGACUUUGGGACGGUGCAGACAAAGACUUAAAUCGUGCAAUCAAUCACUUGUUGGGUUUGCCGGAGGACAAGGUCGUUCGAGAAGGGGCUGGAGGGGGUGGAGGCGGAGGUGGUGCGAGCCCAGCUGAAUCCAAGCCAAGCAAGAAAGAGUCCAAAAGCAAGAAAGACUCGAAGAGCAAAAAGACCUCCAAAGAGAAGAAAUCCAAAGAGCCAGAGUCGACAGGGAAUGAUUGGGGUGGUGGAUUCUUUGACACGACCAGCGGCUUCCCAGAUGCCAGUGGUUUUCCAAGUGCAGGUGACUUCUCUACUCAGGGCUUCCCCACACAGCCUGAGGCUUCCUUUGGCAUGCCAGGAAUGGCAGGAAUGGCGGCUCCACAAGCCUUUCCAACCAUGCCACCGCAAUCAGCUCCAAGCUACCCAGAUCCAUCCUUUGGAGCUUAUGCCCAGAACUCACCCUAUGGUCAGCCACAAGGACCGGCAUUUGGUCAACAAUCCACUCAGCCUUCCUUCAAUCAGUUCCAAUCAGCCCCAGAUCCCAAGAUGCACUUCGGCGCCGCCACACCCAGCACAGCCUGGGACAGUGAAUCGGACAGUGAAAAUGACUGGUGGAACAAUCCGGCCCCUUAUGGAUCAGCACCUCAAACCCUUCCCUCCGCCUCCUACUUUGCCACACAAAUGCCCCCGCCGGGGCCGCCCCAGCCCUGCGGAGCUGCACCCUGCGGAGCGGCGCCCGCUGGCGGCUUCGGCGGAGGCUGUGCGCCUCAGUUUGGUUCACAGAUGGCAGCAUGGGGCUGA